AUGAAGGUUAUCUUAGCCGCAGUUAUGGUAUGCAGCGUGUCAGCUGGUCUAUUAGCACCAGCGCCGUAUGGCUACCCACGACCAUAUGGUCUUGCUGCUCACGUUGCAGCACCGAUUGCACCUGUAGCUAUUGCCAGGCCAGCUGUGGCAUAUGCCAGACCAGCUCUAGCAGUGGCCAGGCCAGCAUACGCACCAGCUGUAGAUGAAUACGACCCCAAUCCUCAAUACUCUUAUGCGUAUGAUAUACAGGAUGCUUUGACUGGUGACUCAAAGAGCCAACACGAGACGCGAUCUGGUGACGUUGUAGAAGGAUCCUACUCUCUUGUCGAGCCUGAUGGUACACGACGAGUGGUGGAAUACACAGCCGAUCCCCACAACGGUUUCAACGCUGUUGUGCACAAAGAACCACUAGGUGGUGUCGUCAAAGCUGUUGCACCAGUAGCUGCCUACCACUAA
Leptosia nina is the source of this 456-nucleotide messenger RNA. The record is from the annotation of a GenBank genome assembly. NCBI's taxonomy places the organism in Eukaryota, Metazoa, Arthropoda, Insecta, Lepidoptera, Pieridae.